GCCAAAGGUCCCGCUGCAGAAGACUCUAGCCUCCUCCCCCAGGGUCCUGGGGCUGAGACCCGCCGCCCAGGGCCUUUUCUCUCACGGACAGGGCAGGAAUGUGCUAACAAGGCAGACACUGGCCUUGCCAUGAAGCUGCUCCUCCUGCCUUGGGUCCUGCUGCUGCUGGCGACGGUCCCCGGACCAGGACGCAGGCCUAUAGCAGGUGCCCAGGAGAGCUGCUCCCAGCGCUGUGGGGAGCGACAUGGGCUCUGCUCCUGCCACCCCACCUGCUGGGGCCUCAACACUUGCUGCAGUGACUUCCGAAACUACUGCCUGGACGUCUCGCCGUACUCGGGCUCCAUGAUGGGUGGCAAGGACUUCGCGGUGCAGCAUUUGAAGUGGCCCAACACCAAUGAUGGGGUCAUUUGCAGGUUUAAGGACAGCAUCCAGACCCUGGGCUACGUUGACCUCACAGGGCACGUGCACUGUGUGUCCCCGCUGCUGUACGAGACUGGCCGCAUCCCCUUCACUAUCUCCAUGGACAAUGGCCAUUCCUUCCCUUACAAAGGCACCUGGCUAGCUGCGCAUCCCUACAAGGUGUCAGACUUGGAAAAGGGCCAGCUGGUGAAUGAGACGCGCUGGCAAUAUUACGGCACCUCGGACGUCACGGGGAACCUCAGCCUCACCUGGGACAUCUCGGUGCUGCCCACCUCGGCCGUCACCAUUGAGCUGUGGGGCUACGAAGAGACAGGGAUGCCCUACUCCGAAAACUGGACCGCACAGUGGUCCUACCUGUACCCGCUGGCCACAGACGUACCCAACUCUGGUUUCUUCACCUUUAUUCCAAAACCUGCACCUCCCAACUUCCAGAGGUGGAAAGUGGGCGCCCUGCGGAUCGUCAGCAGCAAGAAUUACGCGGGAGAGAAAGAUGUGCUGGCCAUCUGGACCAAUGAUCACGCCCUGGCCUGGCACCUGGGCCAUGACUUCCGGACGGAUUCUGUGGCCUGGGCCCGCGCACAGUGCCUGGCCUGGGAGGCGCUGGAGGAUAAGCUGCCCAACUUCCUGAAGGAGCUGCCGGACUGCCCGUGCACCUUGGCGCAGGCCAGAGCCGACUCUGGCCGCUUCUUUACCGACUACGGCUGUGACAUCGAGCAUGGCAGUGUCUGCACCUACCACCCGGGGGCCGUGCACUGCGUGCGCUCCGUGCAGGCCAGCCCCAGGUAUGGUUCGGGUCAGCAGUGUUGUUACACCAAAGACGGGACGCAGCUCCUGACGGCCGACUCCACCAGCGGCAGCACUCCGGACCGCGGCCACGACUGGGGCGCGCCCCCCUACCGCACCCCACCCCGGGUGCCCGGCAUGUCUCACUGGCUCUACGACGUCAUCAGCUUCUAUUACUGCUGCCUCUGGGCACCCGAGUGCCCCCGCUACAUGAGGCGGCGACCCUCCAGCGACUGCCGCGCCUACCGGCCCCCGCGCCUGGCUUCCGUCUUCGGAGACCCCCACUUCGUCACCUUCGAUGGCACCGGCUUCUCGUUCAGCGGGCGCGGCGAGUACGUGCUGCUGGAGGCCGCCCUGACCGACCUGAGGGUGCAAGGGCGAGCCCAGCCUGGAAGGAUGCCCAACGGCACACAGGCCCGCGGCACCGGGCUGACCGCAGUGGCCCUCCAGGAGGGUAACUCGGACAUCUUGGAGGUGCGGCUGGCUGAUGGUUCCCGGGCUCUGGAAGUGUUGCUGAAUCAGGAGGUUCUCAACUUCUCUGAACAGAGCUGGAUGGACCUGAAGGGCAUGUUCUUAUCAGUGGCCUCUGAGGAUAAGGCAUCAGUCAUGUUGUCAUCGGGGGCUGGCCUGGAGGUCACUAUACAAGGUCCUUUCCUGAGUGUGGCUAUCCUGCUACCUGAAAAGUUCCUGACGCACACCAAAGGUCUCCUUGGGACGUUGAACAAUGACCCCACGGAUGACUUCACCCUGCGCGAUGGGCAGGUCCUGCCUCGGAACGCCAGCGCUCAGCAGGUGUUUGAGUUUGGAGCCGACUGGGCUGUGCGAACCUCCCUAUUCACGUACGACUCUCGGUUUUUGGUCGACAACUUCCUGAACCAAGACAAGCAUGACGUCAACUUCAAGCCGCUCUUCCCCAACGAGACCGGCCUCAGCCCAAGCCAGGCAGAAGAGGUCGCUCGACUCUGCGGGGGCGACCCUUUCUGCGUGCUGGACGUGGCAGCCACGGGGAGCCAGGGAGUGGGCAACGCCACCUGGGCUGCCCACCAGAUGCACCAGCAUCGCCUGAGGAGCCUGCAGCCUGUGGUGUCCUGCGGCUGGCUGGCCCCCCCUUCCAAUGGGUUUAAGGAAGGCCUCAGGUACCUGGUGGGCUCCUCUGUCCACUUCCGCUGCAGUAGUGGCUACAGCAUGACCGGGGCGGAGACCAGCAUCUGCCGGGCUGAUGGGACCUGGUCCACACCUACCCCGGAGUGCCAGCCAGGACGGAGCCACGCCGUGCUGUUGGGCGUCAUCUUUGGUGGCCUGGCCGUGGCGGCGCUGGUCGCUGUUGUCUACGUGUUGGUGCACCGCCGCAGGAAGGGCGGCAGGAGCACGUGGAGUUCCCAGCCCUGAGGCGGGAGCAUAGCUGAUCAUCAGUACUGGGCCAUGCAGGGGGCCGAGACCUAGCCUCCCAAGCGAAUCCCAGACGUCAAGCGCCCCAGUCCCACGACUCCCACGUUGCAGACCUGUGUCUCCCGUGCUGUGGACUGAAUGCUGGCGCCUGCCCCAUCACCUCCGACCCGAGGUGUGACGGCAGGCGUUCUGACUCCUGAGUUCUCUGCCGUCGAUGAUCCACGCCUGUUCCUAUAUUACUUGCUCAUGGCUGUAAUUCCUCAGACCUGACGGGCGUCCUCCCUGUCCCCCCCCCCCCGGCACCCCCAGAAAUGUUGUAACCGUGUAACCGUGUCCCAAGCCUAAUACUCCUGCACUGGAAACUCACAUUCUAGUCCCUCGCUCCCCAGAGCCCGAUAGGCUCCUGCCCUGCCUCCCGUGGGGAUGUGAGCCGCCUGGGUGCCUGUAGCCUGGGCCCAGCCUCAGGGCGAGGAGAGGACUCAGCCGGGAGCGAAGGGCGAGUUCGGACAUCGCCGUGUGCGGUUACGUUUCUACCUCUCUGGACCUCCUUUGGGAAUGCCUCUGGCUGUCUGUACAAAGAGAAAACAAGCUCUUAAUGUCUCUUUCCUA
Jaculus jaculus (lesser Egyptian jerboa) is the source of this 3201-nucleotide messenger RNA. It is a transcript of the gene Susd2, whose product is annotated as sushi domain containing 2. Bases 130 to 2592 code for a protein of 820 amino acids. The transcript has 16 exons. NCBI's taxonomy places the organism in Eukaryota, Metazoa, Chordata, Mammalia, Rodentia, Dipodidae. The record is from RefSeq and is a predicted model, not a curated record.